Molecule: messenger RNA, 3920 nt
Organism: Ostrea edulis (European flat oyster)
Lineage: Eukaryota; Metazoa; Mollusca; Bivalvia; Ostreida; Ostreidae
Product: protein LTO1 homolog
Exons: 5
Coding region: 71-481 (136 amino acids)
Source: RefSeq, a predicted model, not a curated record
AAUGUUAUUUACUGUCUUGUAAGUGAAGUAAAAGUGUGUUUACAACUAGAACAAGUACGAAAAAGUAGCGAUGAACAAUGAAGAUGACAUCUUUCAUGAUAUCGUCAUGUCUGAGGAGAGGUUCCACCAGGAAGGUUAUGAAGCUGGACUGACCAUAGGCAAACAGACGGGCAGUCAGGAGGGAUGGAAGCUAGGCUGGCAGAAGGGUUCUGCCAUCGGCUCAGAGAUUGGAUUUUACUCCAGUUUUUGUGAAACUCUGUUGGAAAAAUUAAAAGAUGAUGAAAAGAAGCAAAGAGUAUGCAAGGUUUUGCAGAGUGUGGUCAGACUUGUGGAUACAAUGCCUUUGUCAGAUCCCACAAACCAGGAACUGUUUGAUAAACUGGAGCAGGUCAGAGCCAAGAUAAAACAGGUGAACUCUCUUCUACCAAUCAACAUGGAAUACCAGACCUCCAAGCCUGGCGAGAAAGGAAUGUCGUUCUGAUGCAGACGGAAUCUGAGGAGUCUGUUAAUUAAAUACCGCCUUCACGCGAAGGUAAGAAACCUCAGUAAAUAUUGUAAUACUUACGUGAGAUUUAUAUUUACUAAUCUGGUUCAUCUUAUAUCUACAGAGGAAUGCCAAAUGUGUGUUUAAGAUUCCAUAAGUAUGUUUUCCAAAAUGACGUUUUAGAAAAUUGACCAGUCCCAUCAGACUGACUAAAACAAAUGUAUGUCAGUCCGCCAGACUUUCAACCAGUCACAGACUGACGGGCAUAUGUUAAUUUCGAGCCCUGUGGUAUGAGAUUUGCAAUCUGGGUACAAAGAUAUAGCAUUGGUGAGAACAUGAGAAGGGUAUCAAGGAGUGUGAGUGGGGGGGGGUAUUAAUGGGGUGAAUACCGUGUCACUGGUGGGGGAAUGAAAUUACACCACUGGUUUGAUAUUAACCUGUUUUAUUGUUAUACAAUAAUUACAUAGGUAAGUUCUAUACACUUAGACUGCUCUCUCCCUGUCAUAAUUGAUAUUUUACACCAUUAAACUGUCCUUGAAUGCUUGAUACUCAUAGUGUGCAUGGGUCUUUUAUAUGGUAGAAGUUGGAUCUCCUAGCUCACCAUGACAAAGUAGGGAUCUCUAUGAAACAAAUAGGUAGAACAUGCAUGGAUAGGGGUAGUCAGAGUUCCUGUAUAACAUCUGUAUUCCUAAAACACUGCGACUCUAUUAAACUGUAUCUUUCUUGAUUAUAGCACCCACCCACCCACCCCCCCCCUUCUCCCAAACAGCUAUAUAUACCAGUAUGUAGGAGUCCCCAUGUCUGUCAGUCUCCAAUUCUUCAAUAUAUACUUAAAUUUGGUCAGAUGAUGUUUGUCAUUUCUCUGAAGCAAGGCCAAAUGGUCUAAGUCACUGAUGAAGAAAAGGUUUAAUUUGUUUGGGCCAUUCUUUGCGAUGGAGAGAUGUCAGUAGAAACACAUGCUGUUGCUUAUGACCAGAUUAUAGGUCAUGACCCUUAACCAAGGCCAAUUUGUCCAAGAGUAAAGUAGGUAUAAACAGUCUGAAUUUUUUGUUUGGGCCAUCAUUUUGUAAUUGAUAGAAGUUAGAAAUUAAUAUUUAGCACAAGGUUGUUCAAAAAACGUAUUGUGUGUCUUGACCUUGACCUGCGUUGUUUCACAAACACAGUUGGAAUAAGUUCUUGGGAGAGUAUUGUCCCUUGGUGAUAGCUUUAGUUGAAAGUUUGAAAAGUGCGAGACUUUGCCUGUUUACUAGAUGUCAAGAUGAGCCACAUGUAUGUACAUGUAAUUCAAUGGUAAGUUUCAUGAGCAUUUCUGGUGUCUUUAAUUUAAGAUAUGCAUGUACUUUCAAUGUUACUAAACUUUACCAGUGGUUCAAAGCAUGGAUUUGAUUUGCAUUCUGUGAAAAAUAUUUGAUUUCUUAAUCCCAUUUCUUGUUUUAAUAUUUUUUAGGAAAGUCUGGUCCUGCAGGAAGUCCUUUAAAAAUACUCAGAGGUCAGAAUUUGAAAACUGCUGUGGACAAAUGGUUUACUCACUGUGGUACCUGACAAAUGGUUUACUCACUGACAUCGAUACAAAACUUGGACUGCACUUGAGCAUUUGUCAAGUGUGACAACUAGAUGGCUAGUUUUUAACAGAAGAAUAGAAACCCAAAUGAUGCCUUUACCACCACCACCCCCUUUAAAAUUUUGUAUCUAUUGCCGUCUUUACCAAUAAGAUGUGGAUUAUCUUGUUAUUUGUAGAAUUCUCUUCCCCAUGGUGAUGAAGUAGUAAUAAGGAAAGACUUAAGAAACUCUUUGAUUGGAAAAAUAGAUUUUACUUGAAAUGAAAAUAAGAAUGGUUGAUUUAAAUUAAUAAAAGCAGUAUGGAUUAAAUCAAUUUUGCGUAGUCACAAAUUUUACUUAAAUAAAUUUUCAGUAUAUUAUUAAAAAUCAAAUCUUUUUUAACUCAUCAUAGUCAUGACUCUUUCAAAAUUCCACCUAUCGCACAUUAUAUGGUUUGCAAACAGCAUGUGUUACUACCAAGCAUCAAAAGUGAAGUGCAUGUACCUGUGUUCUGGAGGGUACCUCUUCAAAAAUCUGCCUAACUUUUACUGCAAAGAUAUGAGUCAUUCAGGUGACCUACAUUGUAUUGCAAUUGGUCUGCGUCCGUCAUACGUUAACAAUUGAACACUUUUAACUUCUCGAUAACUACUUGUCCAAUUCUUUUAAAAUUUAGUAUCAAGCAUCAUUGGGACAAGAGGGACAUAAAUUGCAAAUUUCAGGACUCCAGCACCCCUGGGGCCCUAGGGUAAGGGCAAAAACUGCCCAAAAUUGACCAAUUUUCAAAAAUCUUCUUCUCAAGAGCCACACACAUAAGAAAAACUAAAUGCAUAGUGAUGUUGAGCAGGAAGACCUCUACCAAAAUUGUAAAUUUCAUGAUCCCCGGAGUAGGAGUAGUGUAAAACACUUAAAUAACAUCUUCUUUAGUGCUUUUGAUACUAAAUUGAAACUAAAUGGAUAGAGCAAGUAGUCUUUUACCAAAAUUGUAAAUUUGAUUGUCCCCAGAGUAAGGGUUUUGACCCCAGGGUGGGGCCAAACUUAGUAUAUAAUAUUCAUGUGCAAGUUUGCUGAUACUGAAUAAAAUCUAAAUGCAUACUUAGGAAUAGCAGAAAAGGAUGUACAAAAAAAUGGUGAAUUUCACAACCCAGGGUUGUGACUUUUGGAUGAGUCCAAAUUAGUCGUAUAUUUUGAUGUUUUAAUGUUAAUACACUUAUUAUUUAAAGUCUUUCAUCAGUGUAUGCACUUUUGAGGGCAGUGAAGUUUUAAGAACACAUCUUGUUUUAUACUGUUGCUGAACAUUAGAAUUUAGCUUAGAUAUUCAGAACAGGAAUUUUUUUCUAGAUUCCAUAGCCCAUGGAAGUAGUGAUACUUUUUCACUAGUAUUCAGGUUAUCGAUAAGGCCUGUGGGUCUCUUGUUUUAAUGAUAAAACUAAAAUAAACUCAGCAUGUAAAAUAAAAUAUAAUUUAUUAGAAAAAAACAGUUUUAAACCAAUACAGCAUUAUAUUACGGCACAUGAAAAGGUGUUUGUAUAGGCAUUGGUUAAUAGAUCAUACUGUGAAAUAUUAAUAAUAUAUAAUUAAUGCAAUACAGAAAACAUGCAGUCCAAGAAAUCAGUUUUAAAAUUAUAUACUCACAAAAGGUACAUGUGAAAAACAUAAUGUGGUGAAACAUAAAAUAUUUAAUGUAGAUUUUUUGAAAGGUACAGAAUAUUUAUCAGUGCAUGGUUACCAGUAUCAAAAUCUGAGAAACACAACUGUUGAAUUGCAAUUGAAUUUACUUAACAAGUUGUAAAUACAUUUACAUGUAGAUCUCUGUGAGAACCUGGAAUAAAGAAUUGCUGAAAGAAAUCCAUUUUAUGUCAUCUUCCUGAAGAUUUAAAAUAUUCCAUGUAAAAAAGUU